AUGCUCGAGUUUCAAGCGCAUUCCGUACAGUUGGAAAAAACUGGACAAGCAGCGGGCGGAACCAUGAGCAGCUCUUUGGUAGAGAGUCCUCGCACCUUUGGGGACAUGAUGCGAAUGCCUGUGCGCUUCUACAAGACCAUUGGCCAGGACAUCUAUGCGCAUCGCUCAACGAAUCGAUUGACCUCGCUGCUGCUCAAGAUCUACCUGUACGCAGGCUUCAUCAACUUCAAUUUGCUGGUCUGCGGCGAGCUAAUCUUCUUUUACAAGUCGAUUCAGGACUUCGAGACGGUUCGCCUGGCGAUUGCUGUUGCGCCCUGCAUCGGCUUCUCCCUGGUCGCGGACUGCAAACAGGUCACCAUGGCGAUGUACAAGAACACGCUGAUACGGCUGCUCGACGAGCUGGAGGAGAUGCAUCCGAAGACCCUGCUGGCACAGCAGGCCUACAAAAUGGCCGACUUUGAGCGCACCAUGAAGCGUGUCAUCAGCAUAUUUACCUUCCUCUGUCUGGCAUACACGACCACGUUUACCUUGUAUCCGGCAGUUAAGGCCACGGUCAAGUACAAUUUCCUGGGCUACGAGACCUUCGACCGGAACUUUGGCUUUCUCAUCUGGUUUCCCUUCGAUGCGACCACUAAGAACUGGGUUUAUUGGAUUACCUACUGGGACAUUGCCCAUGGCGCCUACUUGGCCGGCAUUGCGUUUCUCUGCGCGGAUCUUCUGCUAGUUGUAGUCAUCACGCAGCUGUGCAUGCACUUCAGCUACAUAGCCUCGCGCCUUGAAGCACAUCCUUGCGAUUCGGACCGGGAUGAGGAAAAUGUACGCUUCUUGAGUGGCUUGAUCAAGUAUCAUGAUAAGUGUUUGACACUCUGUGAGCACGUCAAUAGCAUGUAUAGCUUCUCACUGCUGCUGAACUUUCUGAUGGCCUCCAUGCAGAUCUGCUUCAUCGCUUUCCAAGUGACCGAGUCGACGAUUGAGGUUAUUCUGAUAUAUUGCAUAUUCCUGAUGACAUCCAUGGUGCAGGUGUUCCUAGUGUGCUACUACGGAGAUGCCUUGAUAGCAGCCAGUCUGCGUGUGGGCGAUGCGGCCUACAACCAAAACUGGUUUCAGUGCAGCAGAAGGUAUUGCAUCAUGAUCAAGCUGAUGAUUCUGCGCAGCCAGAAGCCAGCGAUGAUAAAGCCACCCACAUUCCCACCUAUUUCCCUGGUGACAUAUAUGAAGGUGAUCAGCAUGUCGUAUCAAUUCUUUGCCUUGCUCAAAACAACCUAUUACAGAGACUAAGCUGACUCCCAGUCGCAGA
Drosophila hydei is the source of this 1297-nucleotide messenger RNA. It is a transcript of the gene Or67c, whose product is annotated as odorant receptor 67c. The coding region runs from base 1 to 1278 and encodes 425 amino acids. Gene Ontology annotation, biological process: sensory perception of smell; detection of chemical stimulus involved in sensory perception of smell. The transcript is spliced from 4 exons. Gene Ontology annotation, cellular component: plasma membrane. Gene Ontology annotation, molecular function: odorant binding; olfactory receptor activity. Lineage: Eukaryota; Metazoa; Arthropoda; Insecta; Diptera; Drosophilidae. The record is from RefSeq and is a predicted model, not a curated record.